AUGAAUUCCUAUUUCACUAACCCGUCCUUAUCGUGCCAUCUCGCCGGGGGUCAAGACGUUCUCCCCAACGUCGCCCUCAAUUCCACCGCCUAUGAUCCAGUGAGACAUUUCUCGACCUAUGGAGCGGCGGUGGCACAGAACCGGAUCUACUCGUCUCCCUUUUAUUCGCCACAAGAGAAUGUCGUGUUCAGUUCGAGCCGGGGGCCGUAUGACUAUGGAUCUAAUUCCUUUUACCAGGAAAAAGACAUGCUCUCAAAUUGCAGGCAGAACACCUUAGCACACAACACACAGACCUCAAUGGCCCAGGACUUUAGCUCUGAGCAAAGCAGGACUGCUCCCCAAGACCAGAAAACCAGUAUCCAGAUCUACCCCUGGAUGCAGCGAAUGAAUUCGCACAGUGGGGUCGGCUAUGGGGCGGACAGGAGACGCGGCCGGCAGAUCUACUCUCGAUACCAGACCUUGGAGCUGGAAAAAGAAUUUCACUUCAACCGUUACCUAACCCGGCGCCGGCGGAUCGAGAUCGCCAAUGCGCUCUGCCUGACCGAGAGACAGAUCAAAAUUUGGUUCCAGAAUCGCCGGAUGAAAUGGAAAAAGGAAUCUAAUCUCACUUCCACGCUGUCGGGGGGCGGCGGAGGGGCCGCGGCCGACAGCCUAGGCGGCAAGGAGGAGAAGCGGGAAGAGACAGAAGAAGAAAAACAGAAAGAGUGA
Trichosurus vulpecula (common brushtail) is the source of this 708-nucleotide messenger RNA. RefSeq names its product homeobox C6 (gene HOXC6). The transcript is spliced from 2 exons. Gene Ontology annotation, cellular component: nucleus. Gene Ontology annotation, molecular function: DNA-binding transcription factor activity, RNA polymerase II-specific; RNA polymerase II cis-regulatory region sequence-specific DNA binding. The record is from RefSeq and is a predicted model, not a curated record. Lineage: Eukaryota; Metazoa; Chordata; Mammalia; Diprotodontia; Phalangeridae. Gene Ontology annotation, biological process: regulation of transcription by RNA polymerase II; anterior/posterior pattern specification. Bases 1 to 708 code for a protein of 235 amino acids.